Glycine soja is the source of this 474-nucleotide messenger RNA. RefSeq lists its product as uncharacterized. The transcript has a single exon. Gene Ontology annotation, molecular function: nucleic acid binding; zinc ion binding. The record is from RefSeq and is a predicted model, not a curated record. Lineage: Eukaryota; Viridiplantae; Streptophyta; Magnoliopsida; Fabales; Fabaceae. Bases 1 to 474 code for a protein of 157 amino acids.
AUGACUGUGGCUGAAUAUGCAGCCAAGUUUAAGGAGCUGGUGAGGUACUUUCCCCAUUAUCAAGGGAGAGAUGGUGAGAGUUCCAAGUGUGUAAAGUUUUUGAAUGUCUUGCGACCUGAAGUGAAGCAAGUUGUGAAUUACCAAGGUGUUCGUCAGUUCCCACUUUUGGUUAACAUGUGUCGGAUUUGGGAUGAAGACUCCCGAGACAGGGCGGCCUAUUAUAGGAGUACAGCUCCAAUGAGGAACAAAAAGAAUGGGCCUCAACAUCGAGGAAAACCAUAUUUGACUCCUCCUAAGCAACAUGGUAACCGCCAUGGCAAUCAGAGGAUUGUUUCUAGGGGAUUUGCAGGUGGCAACGGUAGCAAACCCAAUACUUUCUCCACUCAUAUCAUUUGUUACAGAUGUGGUAAGCCAGGGCACAUCUCCUCGAAUUGUCCCGAUAUAGGCGUAACAUGUUUUAAUUGUGGUGCAUAA